This is a messenger RNA of Nicrophorus vespilloides, 1236 nucleotides long. Its product is annotated as retinol dehydrogenase 11-like. The transcript is spliced from 3 exons. NCBI's taxonomy places the organism in Eukaryota, Metazoa, Arthropoda, Insecta, Coleoptera, Silphidae. Bases 239 to 1201 code for a protein of 320 amino acids. The record is from RefSeq and is a predicted model, not a curated record.
CAUACUCAAUCAAAUGAAAUUUGAAACAUACAUUUAAACUAAUAUAAUUAUAUAAGAUUAUUGGACAAUAAAAUAUUAGAGCAGUAGUGCUAGAUGAGGCUAGAUUUAACUAAAAUCUUGACAUUUUUGAAGAGGCGUGAGGGACAGAGGGAGAAAUAAAAAUGUAGCAAAAAAGAACUGUAUCACUUUAAAACCAUAAAUACAGCCAACUUGCAGUGUCAUUGUCGUUAGUUUCGAAAUGGCGUACACGGUCAUUUUGUAUGUAGCAAGUGCCUGCUUUAUCUUAUAUGGAAUCAGGAAGCACAGAGAAAGCAAGUGGGGAAAAUGUAAUAAUAAUGUUAAAUUGAAUGGCAGAAUUGUUGUAAUCACUGGAGCCAAUAGUGGUAUUGGUUAUGAGACUACCAAAGAACUUUCUCGUAGAGGGGCACGUGUCAUACUAGCCUGUAGAAGUAGUGAAAAAGCUGAUGAGGCCAUGAACAAUAUCAAAAAGGAAUUGAACAUGAAUCCAAAAUUGGAAUUUAUAGAAUUGGAUUUGUCAUGUUUUCAAUCAAUACACUCUUUUACACAGGAAGUUAUGAAGAAGUACAAGAGAAUUGAUAUGCUGAUUAAUAAUGCUGGUGUGUCAUAUCCGAAAACAUCAAAUUUAAAAACUACUGAAGGCUUUGAAAUUCACAUGGGGGUCAAUUACUUGGGUCAUGUUCUCUUGACUAAUUUACUUUUGGAUCAUUUGAAAGAAGGUGAUAAGCCUAAAAUAAUAAAUGUUAGUUCAUUGCUUCAUCAAAAAGGAACUUUGGACUUGGAGGAUCUUAAUUAUGAAAACAGACCCAUUCAACGUGCAUAUGCUGACUCAAAGCUGGCCUUAACUUACUUUGGCCAAGAAUUGGCAAAAAGGAAUGCAGAUGUUAAUGUUUACAAUCUUUGUCCUGGUUGGGUAUACACCAAUCUGUUUAGAUAUCACAAAUACAACUUUUUCUAUACUUUGAUGGCUCUACCAAUUGCUUUCUUUUUUAUGCGGAGCAAGAAACAGGGAGCCGAGACUGUCAUCUAUUGCGCUACUGAGCCUAGAUUGGACGCAGAGACUGGACAGUUUUAUAGGAAUUGCACUAAAUUUAAUUCUGCCUAUCAAUUUGAUGAUGAGACAGGCAGAGAAUUGUGGGAUGUUACUACAAAGAUAAUUCAAGAAAAACAGCAAGAUUAUUGAUCGAAAUUAUUUAAUAAAGAUAUUGUUAAUAGAUA